This is a messenger RNA of Drosophila hydei, 825 nucleotides long. RefSeq lists its product as uncharacterized. The record is from RefSeq and is a predicted model, not a curated record. The coding region runs from base 1 to 825 and encodes 274 amino acids. NCBI's taxonomy places the organism in Eukaryota, Metazoa, Arthropoda, Insecta, Diptera, Drosophilidae. The transcript has a single exon.
AUGAUGAUGGAGUGGCCUUUCGACUCAAAACGUGAAGGCUUUGAGGCGUAUUUGCUCACUUGGACGUGGUGGACGCAAAACUGGCUGCUCCUGCGUCUCUUUCGGCUAACGCACAGUCGACAGUACAGUAAAGCUUGCCAGCUAACGAUUAACAAUAUAAUAAAACUAAACAAAACUGUGCAUUUGUGCUUUGGCCGCUGGACCCUAAGGACACAACUCCAUAUACUACUGCUCUAUCAUCUACAAUAUGCUUUAACUACGCUGCAAUUCAGAAACAUUUGGGAUCAGCCCUGGUGCCAUACGUACAUUAUACUCCUACUCGAGGUGCCCUUUUGCGCCUACUUUGUCUAUCAGCUGCUGUUGAUGGCAUGGCUGGGAGCUCUGCUCACUAACUUAAGCACAUACUAUCUGAAUCCUCGACUGGGACUCUUUCCAAGUUCUCAGUCGCGUCGUCAGCUAAUACAAUUCUAUCGCGUUUACAUCAGCAUUAAUAGCGUCCAACAAAGAGUUCACAAGCUCUGGCUGCGAGUAUCUGUCGUGCUGUUUGUCUUGUUGCUUCAGCAAACCCAAGAGCUGGCCUCCAAUCUGUAUAACAUGAUCUAUCAUCAGCCCAUAAAUCAAAAGAUCGAAUAUGAAUGCUGUGUUGCGCCAGUGCUAAAAAUAUUUCUGCUCGCCGUCUGCAAUAAACGCAUCAAAAUGCUCAAACAGCAGCUGCGGGAGCAUCUUUUUCGCACUGAGUUUCUGCAUUGGCAUUGGUUCGCAUCUGGUGUGCAAUCAGCUGUGGGCAUACCAUUUGCCAAGAUCUUAAGUCGCAAGGUGAGGUAA